Messenger RNA from Didymodactylos carnosus, 695 nucleotides. Lineage: Eukaryota; Metazoa; Rotifera; Eurotatoria; Philodinida; Philodinidae. The record is from the annotation of a GenBank genome assembly.
AGAACUUGCAAUUCUUUUGAAUUAGCGGCGCCUUAUAGUAUUUCCAAAAAUGUUUUAAGCAAAGCUUUAUACUUGAUGUUUUGGCAAUUCGAUAGAGUAAACCGAGUUGUUUAUUAAGAUUUUUGGAAAGCCUAUACCAAUACGUGGUCUAUAGAAGCAUAUAACUUAUAAAAGCCAUAAGUUUGCCAAAACACGUUGGUCUGACGAAAACAUUUCAGAGCAUGUGCAGUUUCAUUUCCUCUACAAUUUGGUGAAAAUACAUAUAUACCUUGGGGAAUAUAAUCGGCCUCCUUAAAACGCUUUUAAAAUCAUUUCUGUUUAUAGCGGCCGCUUAUGUAUCUCCUGUGGUACAAACAACGCUCCCUUACAAUGAAAAUGUUUUACCCGCAAUCUUAUAUAUUCCAGAUUUACCAGUGGACAAGUCUGAUACUGACUUAGAACACGCUAUACGUUUACAAGAUGCACAUCGUAUUCAAGUCUCGAAAGUACAAUGUUUUUCAAAUUUAGGUAUAGCUAUUGUUCAUUUAGCCAAACAAGAAGAUAAAGAUUAUUUAGUUAAUAAAUUACAAUGUGUUAUAUUAUUUCCCAAUGAUGGUAUUGAGGUAACUUGUACAGAACAACUGGAAGUAACAUCUUAUAUAGCUCUGGAUGAAAAUCAAACAGUAUCUAGUAUUGAUACAAUUGCACGACGAUAG